Glycine soja is the source of this 688-nucleotide messenger RNA. Its product is annotated as NADH dehydrogenase [ubiquinone] 1 beta subcomplex subunit 10-B-like. The record is from RefSeq and is a predicted model, not a curated record. Lineage: Eukaryota; Viridiplantae; Streptophyta; Magnoliopsida; Fabales; Fabaceae. Bases 71 to 391 code for a protein of 106 amino acids. The transcript is spliced from 3 exons.
GAAGGGGAAAAACCAAGCGAAGUGAACAAACAAACUCAAUCAGAAGAAGAAGCAGGCGAGUUGAGAGAGAAUGGGAAGGAAGAAGGGGUAUGUUGAGUUCGAGGAGUCGCCGCCGGACGAUUUCGAUCCGGCGCAUCCGUACAAGGACCCGGUGGCGAUGCUGGAGAUGAGGGAGCACAUCGUGAGGGAGAAGUGGAUCCAAAUCGAGAAGGCCAAGAUCAUUAGGGAGAAGCUCCGAUGGUGCUACCGCAUCGAAGGCGUCAACCACCUCCAGAAGUGCCGCCACCUCGUCAACCAGUAUCUCGAGUCCACCCGCGGCAUCGGUUGGGGCAAGGACGGUCGUCAUCCUUCUCUCCACGCUCCCAAGGUUGAGCCGGUUGAAUCUGAUUGAUUGUCCUGUGGAUAAAUAAAUAAAAAAGAAGGGAAGACUGUUUAUCCAACUGAUCAUAUUGCUAAAUCGGAAACUGGGUUGGAGGAGUGCUUAUUUUGCAGUUAUUGUGUUCAUGUUGUUUUUAUUUAGUUGAACUUUCUGCAAACUACAACUGUAUUUUGACUUAGCCUCGGCUAUUUUUCCUUGGCUUAUUAGUCUUAUUUUUGCUUGUUACCAUUUAAAUGUAAACAAGUAUGGAAAUGCUAUGAGUACAUCACAAUCAGAUUAUGAAAUAAGUUUAUUUCGUCCUCCAUGUUA